UAAAAACAUUUAAAGUGUUGAAACAAAUUUGAAAACAACAAACACUAAAGUCGUGGUGUGUUUUAAACUCAAGAGUUGAUCCAAUGAGUGAACAAUCACUUGAAACGCCGUUAUUUCCUUUGUAUUUAUUCAAAGAUGAUUUCGAGUCAGUCUACGAACCAUCGGAGGACACAUUUGUGUUGAUGGACGCCAUCGAAAAGGAUCUGAUGAUAAUCAAAGAGAUGGAUCCAUUGAUUUGUGUCGAAGUUGGCUGUGGUUCGGGUGCUGUCAUCACAUCAGUGGCUAAAUGUUUGGAUCCAAACAAACGAUUAUAUUUUGGAACUGAUUUCAAUGGCAAAGCAUUAUUAACAACACAGAAGUGCGGUAUUGUUAACGGAAUCGACGGUUGUAUUCAAUUGGUUGGCACUGAUCUGACACAAGCUAUUGAAGAGCGACUCAAACAUAGCGUAGAUUUACUUAUAUUUAACGCUCCUUACGGACCAACUGAUCCACAAGAAGUUGGUAUCAGUGAUAUAAGCAGCGCGUGGGCCGGAGGUCUCAAUGGUCGGCAAGUAAUCGAUCGGUUUUUAAGGACAGUACCCAAACUUUUAAGUCAUAAUGGAUUUUGUUAUUUAAUAGUUAUUAAAGAGAAUAAUAUCAAUGAAAUUAAAAAUAUUAUGAAAUCAUUGGGUUUUGAGAUGACUGUUGUUUUAGAAAGAAAAACAUAUUUAGAAAUUAUUAUUGCAUUAAGAUUUAAAAGAUUACCGGUUAUUGUUUAA
Messenger RNA from Oppia nitens, 758 nucleotides. Its product is annotated as methyltransferase N6AMT1-like. The record is from RefSeq and is a predicted model, not a curated record. Gene Ontology annotation, molecular function: protein methyltransferase activity; S-adenosylmethionine-dependent methyltransferase activity. Gene Ontology annotation, cellular component: eRF1 methyltransferase complex. Lineage: Eukaryota; Metazoa; Arthropoda; Arachnida; Sarcoptiformes; Oppiidae.